Messenger RNA from Fundulus heteroclitus (mummichog), 2271 nucleotides. RefSeq names its product dual specificity phosphatase 7 (gene dusp7). Gene Ontology annotation, biological process: protein dephosphorylation; negative regulation of MAPK cascade. The record is from RefSeq and is a predicted model, not a curated record. Gene Ontology annotation, cellular component: cytoplasm; cytosol. The coding region runs from base 529 to 1683 and encodes 384 amino acids. The transcript is spliced from 3 exons. Lineage: Eukaryota; Metazoa; Chordata; Actinopteri; Cyprinodontiformes; Fundulidae. Gene Ontology annotation, molecular function: MAP kinase tyrosine/serine/threonine phosphatase activity; protein tyrosine/threonine phosphatase activity.
UUCUUUAAUGCAUCCAGAGGAAAUGACAAACCAGAGGUGCUCUGUGGCCAGGCAUGUCAAAUAACAACACCGAUCCCGGGCUUUAGCCUCAGCCGCUCAACCCGAAAACCCCCACACGGGAAUGCGCUAAGUGGACAUCUGCGGUAGCGCUCGUUACUCCGCGGACGCCCGGGGGCUGGAGCUGAAUGGACGUCGAUGGACUGGACUGACAUCCACUUCAGGCGGACCGAGCGAGUUGGCGACAGAGAGACCUGCGUGUUCAAGUUUCCUGCUCCGAGCCGAGGGGCAUCGCCGUGUGCGCGUUGGAUGCGUUUGGAGGUGCGCGUUGGGUGCGUUGCGCCCGCAGGAGCGCAGGAGGUGCUGGAGGAGCUGGAGGUGGCAGCGGGAAGCGAAGUUUAGCGCCGUGAUUUUUUUUUUUUUUUUUUUUUGCUUUUUAUUGCGUUUAAUUCUGGUGCCCCCCCUACCUUCAACUUUUGUCUGUGUCGCUAUCAUGUCCCGUAAGCGGACAGGCGGGUUGACGUUUCCCCGAUGAAAACGGAUCACCUGUGCGGAGGCUCAGUGAUCGUGACUGUGACGAUGAUGGCGAGCAAGAGCGUGGAGUGGCUGCAGGACGAGCUGGAGUCCGGGGCCGGCGCGCUGCUGCUGCUGGACUGCAGAGCCCACGAGCUGUACGAGUCCUCGCACAUCGAGUCGGCCAUCAACCUGGCCAUCCCGGGCCUCAUGCUGCGGAGGCUGAAGAAGGGCAACCUCCCCAUCCGCUCCAUCAUCCCCAACAACGAGGACAAGGAGAAAUUCGUCAAGCGGUGCAAGACGGACGUGGUGCUCCUGUACGACGAGGCGACGUCGGAGCGACACGAGUCCGGGCUGGGGAGCUCCGUGAUGGGGCUGCUGCUGCAGAAGCUGCGGGACGACGGCUGCAAAGCUUUCUAUCUGGAGGGAGGCUUCAACAAAUUCCAGUCGGAGUAUCCAGAACACUGCGAGACCAAUCUGGACUGCUCCUGUCCCAGCAGCUCCCCGCCGGCCUCCGUCCUGGGCCUGGGAGGACUCCGCAUCAGCUCCGACUGCUCCGACGGAGAGUCGGACCGGGAGCCGAGCAGCGCCACCGAGUCCGAGGGCAGCCCGCUCCCCAACAACCAGCCUGCCUUCCCCGUCCAGAUCCUGCCAUACCUUUACCUGGGCUGUGCCAAAGACUCGGCGAACCUGGACGUGCUCAGCAAGUACAACAUCAAGUACAUCCUGAACGUCACGCCCAACCUGCCCAACAUGUUCGAGCACGAGGGAGACUUCAAGUACAAACAGAUCCCCAUCUCCGAUCACUGGAGCCAGAACCUCUCGCAGUUUUUCCCCGAGGCCAUUUCGUUUAUCGACGAGGCUCGUUCCAAAAAGUGCGGCAUCCUGGUCCACUGCCUGGCCGGCAUCAGCCGCUCGGUCACCGUCACCGUGGCCUACCUGAUGCAGAAGCUCAACCUGUCGCUCAACGACGCCUACGACUUCGUCAAGCGGAAAAAGUCCAACAUCUCCCCCAACUUCAACUUCAUGGGCCAGCUCCUGGACUUUGAGCGGACGCUGGGCCUCAAGAGCCCCUGCGACAACCGCUCGACCUCGCCGCAGCCCGACCAGCUCUUCUUCACCACACCGACCAAUCACAACGUGUUUCAGCUGGACACCCUUGAGUCCACUUGAAAGUAUGACUUGAGACUGUCUCGACCCCCCCGUCUCUUUCUAUCGAGAGGUCGGCGGUAACAAGCGGCUGCUCUUGGAGGAAAGCAGCCGGGGUUUAUUGAAAGUUUUCGCCUCCUGAGGCUCCUUGUCGGAGAGUCUGGCCACAGAGCUGCUCUAGAGCGACAGGAGGGGUCGCUGAAGCCGGGUUUACGAAGACGCGAGCGGAGUUUCUUUAACCCAGAGCGGGGGAACUGUGGGUUUACACCUGAGCUGUCGCUGAAAUUGAGGCUCGACUGAGCUGACUGACAGCUUAAUACAAAGAUAGGAACGCGGAGGAUCCACAGAGAUGACGUUGGCGGCGUCUCAUGGAGAAUCUGGGAUUUACUCGCUCUACUGAAUGUAGAGCAUUUCUCUUUUUUUUUUUUAAACCAAGGAAUUAACAAACUUAAAAGUAUGUAAGUUUGUACUGUAUGUAUGUUAACGUACAUAGCAGAACAUGUAUGAGAAGUCCUUAACAGAUUAAAUAUGUCUAUAUGCAUUUUUUGUAUAUUUUUAUGUACAUUUACGCACAGAUCUGUACCUUUAUAUAAUUAUAUACUCGUUAUCUUU